Molecule: messenger RNA, 1387 nt
Organism: Betta splendens (Siamese fighting fish)
Lineage: Eukaryota; Metazoa; Chordata; Actinopteri; Anabantiformes; Osphronemidae
Gene: xrcc3
Product: X-ray repair complementing defective repair in Chinese hamster cells 3
Exons: 7
Coding region: 143-1162 (339 amino acids)
Biological process (GO): telomere maintenance via recombination; t-circle formation; resolution of mitotic recombination intermediates
Cellular component (GO): Rad51C-XRCC3 complex; replication fork
Molecular function (GO): ATP binding; four-way junction DNA binding; ATP-dependent DNA damage sensor activity
Source: RefSeq, a predicted model, not a curated record
GGUUCCUUCUGGCUCGGCGCUGUGAAGCGCUCAAGUGUUCGGCGGGUAUUUUGACUUUUCUAGAAAGGGAAGAUAAAUAAAUGAAAAAAACGGCAGGUUUAUUUCAACUUUGACUGGCUCGGGAACGUCGAAGCGGCAUGCCAUGAGCGGGCAGAUGCACUGGAACCAAUUGGAUCUGAACCCGAGGGUCGCAGCCGCCGUCAGGAGAACCCAGUUGAAGUCAGUAGAGGAGAUUUUAUGCAUCUCUGGACCAGACCUGCAGAGACUCACUGGUCUCUCUCGUUUGGACGUCAAGCAGCUGCUCACGACUGCUGCAACCGCAUGCAGACGACACCCCCCAAUGCCGGCGCUCCUACUUCAUCACAGCGGGAUGCUGAGGCUCAGCGUGGGCUGUCCUGUACUUGAUCAGAUGUUGAGGGGGGGUCUUCUUGUAGGGGCUGUCACUGAGCUGGCAGGAAAAAGUGGGACAGGAAAAACUCAGCUGGCUCUGCAGUUGUGUCUGUCUGUUCAGUUCCCGAUUCAGUAUGGAGGACUUCAUUCAGGUGCAGUUUAUAUCUGCACAGAGGACUCGUUUCCUAUCAGGCGCCUGCAGCAGCUGAUCCAGGAACAGUCCAAUCUUCGUUCGGACAUCCCUCCAGAUUUGAUCAACAGCCUCCAUUUCAGUGACAACAUUUACAUCGAGCAUACUGCGGACCUUGACUCUCUUCAAGUUUGCCUGUCCCAACGUGUACCCCUCUUGCUGGCUCGUGGUCUGGUUCGUCUACUGGUCAUAGACUCGGUGGCGGCUUUGUUUAGGUCUGAAUUUCAGGCUUGUGAUUGGUUGGAGAGAAAUAAACGACUGCUCACAUUCUGCUCCACCAUGCAUCGCCUAAGCUGCGAGUUCAACACACCAGUUUUCUGCAUCAACCAGGUAACAGACGUUUUCAGUGGAUCAGAUGAGAAUUUGACUCCUCAAGGAUCUAGUGUAUCCCCUGCCCUCGGCUUGGCCUGGGCCAAUCAGGUUACUGUUCGGCUGAUGAUGCAGCGACUUCAGAGGACAGUUGUCCGUGAUGACCAGAGCAGUGUCCUCCGCAGGCUGGAUGUAGUAUUUGCACCCCACCUUUCUCGAGAUGGACGGGAUGCUGGCAUCUGGAAGGAGGGAGUGCAGGGUGUUUGUACAUGACUGUACACAAACUACACACACACAUAAUGUUUCUUUUUUUAUGAGCCUAUAUGUGUAAUCCAGCUGCUUAAAAUAUUGUUAAAUAAUGGAACUGUUGGUAUUGUAAAGUGACACUUUAUGGUUUAUGUUAGGUUCAUGAUGAAUCAUUUAAACGGGAGGUUUGAAUCAGUAAUUCACUGCAUUUUGUUAAUUCAUGAAAAUAAACUCAGCAUUUUUCCACAUCUA